ACCAAGCUUUUCCUUAUACCAUUAAAAAACAACUCAUACGCUCUCUGUUUUUACUCCAUAGUCGACCAAGCUCAAAGAAAAGCCACAUAAAACAGAAAAUGGCUGCAACUUCUGGGGCAUUGCUAAAUGGGUUAGGAUCCUCAUUCCUUGGAGGGAAGAGAACCCAGACCUUGUUAUCUGCCGCCGUCUCAGCCAGAUCCUCUGUAGCUUCUUCUUCGAAGAGGUUCUUCAUCGUUGCUGCUGUGAAACCCAAGAAAUCUUGGAUCCCCGGCGUCAGAGGCGGUGGAAACUUGAUCGACCCUGAAUGGCUCGACGGCUCUCUUCCAGGUGAUUACGGAUUCGACCCGCUUGGAUUAGGCAAAGACCCAGCAUUCCUGAAGUGGUACAGAGAAGCAGAGCUCAUCCAUGGCCGAUGGGCAAUGGCGGCAGUGGUGGGUAUCUUCGUCGGCCAAGCAUGGAGCGGUGUCCCAUGGUUCGAAGCCGGAGCCGAUCCCAACGCCAUUGCACCUUUCUCGUUCGGAUCCUUGCUCGGAACCCAACUCAUUCUCAUGGGUUGGGUGGAGAGCAAGCGAUGGGUGGAUUUUUUCAACCCGGAUUCACAGUCGGUGGAGUGGGCGACACCAUGGUCGAGAACCGCUGAGAACUUCGCGAACGCUACCGGCGAGCAGGGUUAUCCCGGCGGGAAGUUCUUCGAUCCGUUGGGUUUUGCUGGGACCAUCCAGAAUGGUGUUUAUGUGCCGGACGUUGAGAAGCUGGAGAGAUUGAAAUUGGCGGAGAUUAAGCAUGCUAGGAUUGCCAUGUUGGCCAUGCUCAUCUUCUACUUUGAAGCUGGUCAAGGGAAAACACCCCUUGGUGCUCUUGGGUUGUAAAAUAAAUAUGAUUUAAUUGAACUUUUUAAUGUAAUGAUGAUGAUGUAGAUAAUCAAAAUUCAAUUUUAGAGAGAGAGAGAGAGAGAUUGAGGUAACUUCAAAUGUUGACCAUGAUGCUGAAUGAUUUGGGGUUCCCCUAUGUGAUCUUCAAAUUUUAAUGUGUUUCUUUGGUGGUGAAAAA
Messenger RNA from Ziziphus jujuba (common jujube), 1050 nucleotides. Its product is annotated as chlorophyll a-b binding protein CP24 10A, chloroplastic. The record is from RefSeq and is a predicted model, not a curated record. Gene Ontology annotation, cellular component: membrane. NCBI's taxonomy places the organism in Eukaryota, Viridiplantae, Streptophyta, Magnoliopsida, Rosales, Rhamnaceae. Gene Ontology annotation, biological process: response to light stimulus; photosynthesis, light harvesting in photosystem I. The transcript has 2 exons. Bases 99 to 869 code for a protein of 256 amino acids.